AUGUCGGCCCCAGCUCCCGUGGCGAGAUGCGUCCAGCGCGGUGCUCGCUCCAUCGGCGGCCGGCUGGGCACUAGCGGCGGCCGACCUAUAUGCCGCAGCAUCACCACCACCGCCUCGGCGACAACGACGACGACGACGACAAUGCCCUUCACAGCCUCCCGGACCCACUCUCUGACCGCGACGAAAAGAACGUCGAGGACCUCGGCAGCCUGCUCCUCGCUCGGUAGCGGCGCCGGCAUCCGACGCUUCACAGCAGGCCGGGCGCUGCGCGAAGACGACAACGGCGCCUUUGACCCGAGCCGCAUCGAGCGCGAAUCCGACCAGGUCGACGUGUGCAUUGUCGGCGCGGGACCGGCCGGCCUCUCGGCUGCCAUCCGCCUCAAGCAGCUGGCCAAUGAGGCCGGCAAUGAGGACUUUCGCGUCAUCGUGCUGGAAAAGGCCGGUGACGUGGGCGCGCACAUUGUCUCGGGCGCCGUGAUUCAACCCUCGGCCGUGGAAGAAUUAUUCCCGGACUGGCUCGAUGAGGAGAACCCGGCGCGGUUCGAACACGCGACGCCCGCGGGCGCCGACAAGAUGCGCUUCCUGACCAAGACGGCCGCCAUCCCGCUGCCGGCGCCUCCGCAAAUGAGCAACCACGGCAACUACAUUGUCAGUCUCAAUCAGUUCGUCAAGUGGCUCGGCGAGCGCGCCGAGGAGCUGGGCGUCGAGCUCUACCCGGGCUUCGCGGCCGCCGAGGUGCUUUACGAGCCCGACGGCUCCGUGCGCGGCGUCGCCACCAACGACCUCGGCCUCGGCCGCGAUGGCCAGCCCAAGGACGCUUUUGAGCGCGGCAUGGAGUUUCACGCCAAGGUCACCAUGUUUGGCGAGGGCUGCCACGGCAGCCUCAGCAAGCAGGUCAUCAACAAGUUUGAUCUGCGCCACGACAGCCAGCACCAGACGUACGGCCUUGGCAUCAAGGAGGUAUGGGAGGUGGACCCGGCCAAGUUUGAAAAGGGCCUCGUCGUUCACUCGAUGGGUUAUCCGCUACCCAGCGACGUAUACGGCGGCUCUUUCAUGUACCACUUUGGCGACAACAUGGUGACGCUCGGCCUCGUCGUCUCGCUCGACUACAAGAACCCGUGGCUGUCGCCAUACCAAGAGUUCCAGAAGCUCAAGCUGCACCCGCUCUUCCGCAACGUGCUCGAGGGCGGCAAGUGCAUCUCGUACGGCGCGCGCGCUCUUAUCGAGGGCGGCUUCCAGUCUAUCCCCAAGGUAGCCUUUCCUGGCGGUGCCCUCAUCGGCGAUUCGGCCGGCUUUGUCAACGUGCCCAAGGUCAAGGGCACGCACAACGCCAUGAAAUCGGGCAUUCUGGCCGCGCAGGCUGCCUGGCGCGCGCUCGAACGUGAGGACCCGGGCACCGUCUUCCUCUACGACUACGAGGACUCGCUGCGCAAAUCGAGCAUUUGGAAGGAGCUCAAGGAGGUGCGCAACCUGCGUCCGUCCUUCCACAGCCCGCUCGGCCUCUUUGGCGGCCUGGCCUAUUCGGGACUCGACACAUUUCUAUUCAAGGGCCGCGUGCCCUGGACCUUUAAGCACAAGCUGCCCGACCACGCCGCCACCAAGCCCGCCGAUAAGUACAAGAAGAUUGAGUACGAGAAGCCCGACGGCAAAAUCACUUUCGACAUCCUCACGAGCGUCUCCCGCACCGGCACCAACCACGAGGAGGACCAGCCCGUCCACCUGCAGGUCAAGGACUGGGACGCCCACACAAACGAGACGUAUCCGGCGUACCAGGGCCUGGAGAAUCGCUUCUGCCCGGCCGGCGUGUACGAAUACGUAGAGGACGAGAGCAAACCCCACGGCGUGCGUUUCCAAAUCAACGCUCAAAACUGCAUUCACUGCAAAACAUGCGACAUCAAGGCUCCUCAUCAAGACAUCAAUUGGCAAGUGCCCCAAGGUGGCGAGGGCCCCAAGUAUUACAUGACGUAG
Molecule: messenger RNA, 1968 nt
Organism: Beauveria bassiana ARSEF 2860
Lineage: Eukaryota; Fungi; Ascomycota; Sordariomycetes; Hypocreales; Cordycipitaceae
Product: electron transfer flavoprotein-ubiquinone oxidoreductase
Exons: 2
Coding region: 1-1968 (655 amino acids)
Biological process (GO): electron transport chain
Cellular component (GO): mitochondrial inner membrane
Molecular function (GO): electron-transferring-flavoprotein dehydrogenase activity; iron-sulfur cluster binding
Source: RefSeq, a predicted model, not a curated record